This is a messenger RNA of Brassica napus (rape), 880 nucleotides long. RefSeq names its product WEB family protein At2g17940. NCBI's taxonomy places the organism in Eukaryota, Viridiplantae, Streptophyta, Magnoliopsida, Brassicales, Brassicaceae. The record is from RefSeq and is a predicted model, not a curated record.
AUGUUUUCACUAAUUGUGUGUCAUUCUCGUGUAAUUAUGGAGAGAGAAAAUGGUUGUAGAACCGUCUUAGGUCGUGCGGAGAUAGACACGAGACCACCGUUUGGAUCCGUGAAAGAAGCUGUGGCUUUGUUCGGAGAGAAAGUUUUAGCCGGAGAGGUCUAUGCAACUAGGUUUAGAGAGGUAACUCAUAUUCGAACAAAGUCAACGCCUUGUCCUCAACCAAGAUUACGGUCGCUAAAACUCGAGCUCGAGCAGACGAAACAUACUCUUACAAGAAUCCUACAACAAAACACCAUCCUCUCCAACCGGAUUCAAACCCUAACACAAGAACUCGAACAUGAGAGGAAAGAAAUUCAACGACUCAACAUGAUAAGGUCAAGUCUCCUAGAGAAUCCAGAGAUCGAGGAACUCAAGUUCGGACAUCAUCAAACGAGGACGUCCAAAGAUGUUGAAGAAGAGAUUGUAACGAUGGAGGAGUUUGAAAAGAGGAGACUGGUCACGUUCGCGAGCUCUCCUCUGCUUACACGUGUGAUGUCAAGCGUUGAGGAGGAGAUGAAGGAGAAAGAGAGUUUGGAAAGGGUUUCUUCGGUGAAGAAGAUGAAACAGAGGGGGUUCGCUAUGUUCAAGGGAUGGUUUAGAGCAACCGGUGGAAGAGACUGAUCAGUCUCCAAUAAUGCAUACUGUUAUAUGAUAUAGUUAAAUUUGAUGAUGAACUGAUGUGUAUCAAUCUCGCUUUAAGAUUUUUUUUUUUUUUUUUUUUUGAAACUUAAAUGAAUAAAACUUUUAUGGUAUAAGUAUUACUUCAUCUUGUGCCGAUCUAUCAUUGAUUCUUUACUACUUAUUUGAUUAGAUUGAACGUUUAUACACAUUUUUCUCGUCA